GUCAGUUUGAAAUUCAACGAAUUUCUGUCGACUUUUAAUAAAGUUACUUCCUGAAGCAAACGAACGGUUUUAUUAAAAAAUGGAUAUUAAUCCUUUGACCCCUAAUAAAAUACAAAGACUUAUACAUUUAGCCGAGGACAGGUCGUUCAACUUCCCUCGACGUUUGUUACUAAACGAUGAAGAUUUGAGCAGAUUGGCAUCUCAUCCUGCAGCUCAAGACAAGUCUGGAGCAAACACAAACACAUCGUCAGGCAUUAUAGACCUGGAGAGAGUUGAAGGAUUUGGAGACUCUCUUGGCAAUUUAUCUCUCAGCAAAUCUACCGCUUUCAAUCCCGGCGAGAUGACAGGCCGAUCGACUGGAGCACAGGAGAUGGAAACUAAACUAAUGAGCACCACCCAGACUUUGGACCAGCAGUACGGCCGCCACUCAAUAGCCCUCGACAGCAUCACCAAUGAAAUGGACAGGCAAACCACUGAAGUUCACGAUAUACUCAGACAUUCCAUUGCUACUGAUUUUUCUUUUCAUUCAAAGAGAGAUCUUACGGCGGACGAGUCAUCUUUUAUCAAAAGAGAAGCAGUUCUACCAGUCCCUACUAACCAGAGAACAAACAUCACAGAAAGCAUGGUCAGCAAUAACACCUCAAUGGGAGCCUAUUUUCAAAAUAGAUGUCCCGAUUUCGGGAAAAUUCUUGGAAAGACCGAUAGUCCCGACAGAUCCUAUGCACCCAGUAUUAGUGAAGUAUCAGCUAGUUAUCAGAUGGAUCCAGUUGGGCAUUCAACACAUUACAAAAUGGAUCACACCUUAGAUAGCGUUCCCGUUAAGCAGCCGCGCAUUCCAGAUAAUGUACCAGAAAAAAGUAUUGUCAACAAUUUGAACAACACAAAAACAUUGGAGAAAAAAAACAAUUUAGAUCAUAAGAAGGAUAUUCAGAAUGUUUUCAGUGGAAAUCUGGAAAAACAAGAUAAUACGAAGGUGAACAAAUUACUGGAGAAGCCGAUGUUGCCAUUGUCAUACAACACCAUGAAUCACAAGUCAAUGAUCAACAUGGCGACUGCAACGCCAUCUGACAUUUUGAUCAGGAAUCUGGAACAUUCAAUGAGGCUUGUGCAGGAAGAUACAGAUGGUGACGAGCCUUCUCUGAGCAUUUCCAAGAUUCAGGACUUUUUGGGCAGACAAUCCAGCACUAACGUUAGGGUAUCAGAUAUGUUGAAAUUAAACAAAAAGAAAACACAGCCGCUCACAGAAUUACAGAACAUACAGGAAUGCAAGCCAAACAACGAAGUACAUGUAACCCUUUUGAAGGAUACGAAAAGCCUGGCCACAGCCAGUACAGCGGGUAGCAUCAACACCGUGAUAUCAGUUGACAAGAAAACUAAUAUAAAUGAAGAAGUGCCAGCCGUAUUUGUUACUGCGGAUACUUUGAGUUUUAACGAAUUGAAGAAUGCUCUAGAAGAAGAUGUUAAAGAGAAACUUACGUCUGUGAGAUCUAGGUCUCCAUCCACUCAGUCAACUUUGACUACAGUUCAGGAUAACUACUCGAGUUUCAAGGCUAGCAAUAGCCCUUUACAUACCAGUAGAGGCGACGCACAUAUCCCCUCCCCAAAUAGCGAGUAUAAAGAAUUAGAUAAAUCAGUUAAUUGGCACGAGCUGUUGCGCCAUAGGCAUUUGAGGCAGUCGCUCGCGAAAGAGCAAUGGGCUGAUAUUACUGCCACAGUAGCUAACGGAUACGUGGGUGUAAGCUGCCCUGUCACCGUAACAACGACAAUACUGACAGAAACCUGGUUGACUGCCAAGUUUCAAUUUGACGAGCUCCCUGAUGAUGGCAAAAAUCUCACUAUAGAAUUACCCCGAUUCCCCAUUCUCCUGGCUCCGGGGAAGGAUGAACGAUUCACCCUACACAUCACUUCUAACGUCGAAAUGAGCACUUCACUACCUUUCACUAUGUUCCUGAAAGAUGCAUCUAUAGAUUUAGAUGUAAUACAGAAGGGUAGUGUUGCUAUCGAUAUAAAAAUGCCCGUGAUACAAGCCAUGUCGAGUGAUGGAGUCAAUAAAGUAACGUUCCCGCCGAUUCAAGAAAAGACGGUGCUCACGAAAGCAUUUGUACUUUUGAGUGACUGUGAAGUCGAUUUGCAGUUAGACCUAUCUGUGGUAGAAGGAGACAGUUUGUUUGCUAUUAAAAAUGUACAGGAGAUAAAGAAGUGUGAUGUGAAUAAAGUGCUGAUGGACCGUCAAGGAUCUACAGAAGAGGCUCAGGGGAAAGGGAAGGGCAAGAUCCUUAAUAAGCAGCUAUGUAGACUUUCUAGCGGGAAUGCUAUUAGAGUCACCAUAACGUUCAAAGCGCCCAAGUUAUCCGAUAUACAAAUACCUGAUGCAAUGGCAUCUUUCAACGGAGCCUUGAACGUAAACCUUUAUGGGUUGAAUACGACCCUGAGGAAGGUGGAUCUUAUAGCUAGCGUUGGGUCGGUCAAUCUGGUGGUGCAAACUGGAGUUACGCCAGAGACCAAGUUAGAACUGACUCAUGAACCGACUAAAAUAACUCUAACUAACACGGGCACAAUCCCAGGCAUGUGGUUCGUUAAAUUCGCAAUGGCGAAUGUAGCGGGCCAUAGUAAAAUUCCUUUCAAAAUAUCUCCGUCUAAAUUCGACAUACGGCCUGGAGAAAGUAAAACCGUCGGUGUGGCGUAUACGGGACCCGAAGACUGCAUAACUGAGGCAAUUUUGGCGUUCGAAGAAGUCUCAAGUGGAAACAAAACAAAGAUCGAAAUUUGUGGUGGUUCUGAAAAGCUCAAGAUAUUCCCUGUAAAGUCUAACCACAACGUGUUAUCCUGGGUUCGCCCUGGCCGCAAAGAGCUUAGUAUGCGGAAUGUUCUGGAUAAGAAGAUUCAAAUCAGAUGUCAUAUUACUGGAGAUGGAUUUGCUAUAGAUUUACCUGGAGGGGAAUUGAAAGGCAUAUAUUUGGUGUCGUUUUCAGCGAAUGAGUGUAGACCGCUGCCGAUAUUGUUUAAUCCAAGUUCGAACAGUCCCCAAAAUGCAGUGCUUCAUUUGGUACAUGAUAAGAACAGCGAAUUUUCGAGAGCUAUCCGCCUAUACGGCUGCGCAGGCGGCGCGCCCGCGCGCUGGAGCGGGCUGGUGACGUACGGCGACACGGCGCUGGUGCGCGCCGCCGCGCGCCGCCGCGUGGAGCUCGCGCUCUACAACAAGGCGCCCGCGCCCGCCUUCGUCUGCGCCACCGUGCACUUCAACCUUCAAUUCAUGUUCGCGACGGAAUCCUCUCAGCUAGAGGGCGCUCGAAGCGUGGUGGGUCCUAGAAGUAAACACGUGGUGAAGCUAGCGCUGGACUGGGGGCGAGUGGAGCGGCGAGCGCGGGACUGCGCGGGCUCCGCGCUGGCCACCGUCACCGUGCUGUGCGGCGCCGAGGUCACGCGCAGGAGGAUACUCAGGGUGCUUCGUAACGAGUCCGGUGCAGUGGACGCCGACCUCCUCCCUGCACACUUACAGGCGCUGACCGAUCAGUACGAAGGCGAGGACCCGAGUAUAGACGAACAAUUGGCACAUUUUAACGAAACUAAGUCAUCGUUAAACGAGUUGCUAAGCGGUUUACACGAGCUGACGGCCCAGAUAGACCUGCCGCAGGACUUCACGGACGAGAACACCAUCGUCAUCACCGAUGAUACCGUAGUAGAACAUCACACGCUGCUUGAUUAGAUUUGUAAGUAUUUGCCAUUGUAAAAAAUACUAGCUUUUUUUCAGUGAAAUUGUCUGUAGUUUAUAUUGUAAAGUCAAUAACUUAUAAGUAUACAGAGCCAAAAAUUCUGCUAUACUUUAUCGUACGCACAUACAAGGUUACACGUUACGUACGCCUACGCAACGCCGCACUACUAUAUAUGUAUGUUGUUCAAUCUAUUUUGGACAAAUUGAUUGAAGAGAUUUGUAUGCAGAAACUAUUAGCAACACGUGUGAACGUUUCUUUCCUUUUGAAAUUAAUAAAUAAAACAAAGUUGUAAAAAAGUCUGAAUGUAAUUAUGUAUUUACAACAAUAUUUGAUAAAAUUAUAGCAUUUGCUCAUAGAUAUGAGCUAUCUCAUAAGAAUUAGCCUUUUAUGUAAAUGUAAACGUUGGUUUAAUGAAAAACUUAAUUUUUUAUAUCACAGCUCUGUAUUCUUACGAUUUUGACAGUACACACAUAAAGUAUUUUUGUAUGGAAAUCCAAAUAACUUAGUAGGGUAGUUCAAGACUGGAAUUCCAUUUCGUCUACAAAACUUUAUUAUAAUCAAUUUUAAUUUAGUAUGUUAGAGUAGAAGUAGUAUCAAUUUAGUGUUGUUAACUUUCUGCCAAUUGAAAAUCUAUUGUACCUAUUUUUUAAAGGCUUUGUAUGGAUAAUAUGGUAAUAAGUUGUUUUAUAUGUGCUCGGGCCGCCUUAAUCCACGACGUAAUGUUCUGCUGUGCAGACGAUUUAUGUGUCGGUGUGGAAACAAUUUGUUUCUUCAAACAGCCAAAGAAUAAAGUAGAAAAUCGCCUUUUAAAAACAAAAAUAGGUAUUUAAUUGAAAUUUUCUUUUUAUGGUUUUAAUUUUUACGUCAUGUCCAAAUUAAAUUUGUGGCAAUGAGUAAAAAUUUAUCUUUUGCAUGAAAAACACAAUUUAGAAAAUCCGACAGAUUAAAAAAUAUUAUUGUACUAGGAAUAAGAAUUAGUAAUAGUAGUACAGAAUAGUGCUUUAAGUUUAUUUUGAUCUAUUUUUUAACACUUCCAAGAUUACAAAAUUUAUUAAUGCCUUAUGCAUAGUAUUAACGUAUCUGAGACUGGUAUUUCAAUUGACUGAACUUUGAAAUAUGUAACAUUUACAAUCCGUCCAUAUUUUACAUAAAGAUACGAAAAAUUGAUUCGCAUGAGAAAUGUGAUGCCAAAUAGGAUAGUUAUUUAUAAAUAAAAGCAUAUUUUUGAUUCA
Messenger RNA from Amyelois transitella, 4945 nucleotides. RefSeq lists its product as uncharacterized. The transcript is spliced from 19 exons. The record is from RefSeq and is a predicted model, not a curated record. The coding region runs from base 80 to 3706 and encodes 1208 amino acids. NCBI's taxonomy places the organism in Eukaryota, Metazoa, Arthropoda, Insecta, Lepidoptera, Pyralidae.